Molecule: messenger RNA, 1251 nt
Organism: Ogataea philodendri
Lineage: Eukaryota; Fungi; Ascomycota; Pichiomycetes; Pichiales; Pichiaceae
Exons: 1
Coding region: 1-1251 (416 amino acids)
Biological process (GO): glycolytic process; gluconeogenesis
Cellular component (GO): cytosol
Molecular function (GO): ADP binding; phosphoglycerate kinase activity; ATP binding
Source: RefSeq, a predicted model, not a curated record
AUGUCCCUUGCCAACAAGCUUUCAGUCAAAGACCUCAAUUUCGCAGGAAAAAGAGUGUUUAUUAGAGUCGACUUCAACGUCCCAUUGGACGGUGACAAGAUCACCAACAACCAGAGAAUCGUCGCUGCAUUGCCAACCAUCAAGUAUGUGUUAGAUCACAAGCCAAAGGCGGUUGUUCUUGCUUCGCAUUUGGGCAGACCAAACGGAGAAGUCAACCUCAAAUAUACCUUGAAGCCUGUUGCCACCGAAUUGGAGUCCCUUUUGGGCCAAAAGGUGAAUUUCUUGAAGGACUCUGUUGGGCCAGAAGUGGAGUCUGCUGUCAACGGUGCUUCUGACGGAGAGGUGUUCCUUUUGGAGAACUUGAGAUUCCACAUCGAGGAGGAAGGUUCUAAGAAGACUUCCGAGGGCAAGGUCAAGGCCUCGAAGGAGGACGUCGAGAAGUUCAGAAAACAGCUCACUGCUUUGGCCGACGUUUACGUUAACGACGCUUUUGGUACUGCUCACAGAGCUCACUCUUCCAUGGUUGGAAUUGAGCUCAAGGAGAGAGCUGCUGGUUUCUUGAUGGCCAAGGAGUUGGAGUACUUCUCCAAGGCUUUGGAGAACCCAGUCAGACCAUUCCUGGCUAUCUUGGGAGGUGCCAAGGUGUCUGACAAGAUCCAAUUGAUUGACAACCUGCUUGAGAAGGUCGAUAUCUUGAUCAUUGGUGGUGGUAUGGCCUUCACCUUCAACAAGAUCAUCAACAAAAUGAACAUUGGUAAGUCGUUGUUUGACAAGGAGGGUGCUGAGAUCGUUCCAAAGUUGGUUGAGAAGGCUAAGAAGAACAACGUCGAGAUCAUUUUGCCUGUUGAUUUCGUCACUGCUGACGACUUCUCGCCAGAUGCCAAGGUCGGUUACGCCACUUUGGAGGAAGGAAUCGCCGACGACUUGCAAGGUCUGGACAACGGCGAGAAGUCCGCCAAGUUGUACGCCGACGCCAUUGCCAAGGCCAAGACCAUCGUCUGGAACGGACCUCCUGGUGUGUUUGAGUUUGAGGCUUUCUCCAAGGGUACCAAGGGUAUGCUUGAAGCCUGUGUUAAGAGCGCACAAGCCGGCAACACCGUCAUCAUUGGUGGUGGUGACACUGCCACCGUUGCCAAGAAGUUCGGCGGAGCAGACAAGCUUUCCCACGUCUCUACCGGAGGAGGAGCUUCUUUGGAGCUUUUGGAAGGUAAAGAGCUUCCUGGUGUUGUUGCUUUGGGCAACAAGGCUUAA